This is a messenger RNA of Parus major (Great Tit), 6291 nucleotides long. It is a transcript of the gene SLC45A1, whose product is annotated as solute carrier family 45 member 1. NCBI's taxonomy places the organism in Eukaryota, Metazoa, Chordata, Aves, Passeriformes, Paridae. The transcript is spliced from 10 exons. Gene Ontology annotation, biological process: transmembrane transport. Gene Ontology annotation, molecular function: sucrose:proton symporter activity. The record is from RefSeq and is a predicted model, not a curated record. The coding region runs from base 1296 to 3575 and encodes 759 amino acids. Gene Ontology annotation, cellular component: membrane.
UCCCCGGCAGGGUUUUUGGAGCUCGCGGUACCCGACGCAGAAAAAUUGGAACCAGAUUCCGGCAGAAAAGUAAAGACUCAUUUUCGAUGUGGCGGUGCUCAGGAGGAGCGCCGAGGGCAGGUGACCCUGGCUGCCAAGCACAUUGCCUGUGCACACACGUUUGUGCGGAUGGCAGCCGGCAGAGCCAGCAUCGCCUUCCGGAUUGUGAUGUGCAGUUGGUAUAACAGACAUCGAGUGCCAAAAAUCCCAGAUAGCUAUUGACACUGGGGGCUAGCAGCCUCGCUGAGGGAGAGGUUUCCUGCCUUGCCGCUGUUUUGAUCACCACCUAGAUUUACCCGAGGGCAGGUUUGAGAUGUCUUCCUGUGAACAACCAGUAUCUCCUUAUUUUUAAUAAAUUCUCAUUGUGAGGAAAUUACUUUGUCCUCGAGGCUGAUAAAGGUACUCUACAAACAGAUCUGUUGGCAUCUAUCUGAUGUGCUAUUUUGGAAACCAUUUGGCUGUUUUACCCACCACACUGUGAACACUUUGGCUACAGGAGUGAUUCUGAUGAGAUCCAAGGAGCCUAUUCAGCACUUGGGUACCAUUAAGCACUGAAAGAGGAGUAGCAGUUCUGAGGGUGGCUUUUGGGGUAUGUAUCUUCUUCUCAUGAUUCAGUCCCUAAGGAUCAGACCCUGUCCUUGCAGUGGGGAUAUUUCUGCUGAAUUCAGGAGUGGCAAUAGGAAUAAAACUAAACUUGGUUAUUGAGAAAAGGUGUUGCAUUAAGCCUUGGCCUCAGCACAGGCAGCAGUAGUGGUAGGAUCAGUACCAAAAGGAUUUUUUGCCAAAGUGAUUUCAUGUUGCAGCAGGGGUCUGGAAUCUGCUGCCAGUCCACAGCUUUGCAUUAUUGUAAACAUAUGCUGAGACUGUGAUUUAUUUUUUUUAGCUCGAGUGAGUUUAACUCAAGUGAAUUCUACAUAAAUAUAAACCCUUUGCUGACCCAUUGGGAACUUCUGGGAAGUGUGACAUCUGUGACUGUUAAUUGUUUUAAAUAUUUCAAUCUCAAUCCCCUGUGAUGCUAGGCAAAUACUCAGGUAACCUAGACAGUAUCUCUGUUGUCUCAUUUGUGCAAAGGUGCAGGUGUGCCCAUAAAACACAAAUGCCUUCCAUCAAGAGAUGGAAAGAAGGGGUUGUAACAAACACAAAGACCACACUUCAUAUGUGAAAUGUCGAGAAAUUACUUGAACUUCAGUAAAAAAAAUUAAACAAAAUUUUUCUUACCUCAACCAUUUUGUUCUGAGCUAUUUGUCUUCUAGACCAUGAUGAUUCCACCAUCUGCACCAAGCCCUGUGAGCGAUGCUGCACUCUUGUCAGGUGUGGCUUCUCAGGAGGUGUGGAGGUCACCAGUUCCAGGCUAUUCUGGGCUGCCCACACGGCACAUAAGUCACCGGGCCAACAACUUCAAGAGACACCCGAAAAGGAGAAAACACAUCCGGCCCUCGCCGCCACCACCACCAAAUACUCCGUGUCCUAUUGAUCUGGUUGACUUUGGGGAUCUCCAGCCUCAGAGGUCUUUUUUGGAACUCCUUUUCAAUGGGUGCAUUCUCUUUGGGCUUGAAUUCAGCUAUGCCAUGGAAACAGCCUAUGUCACGCCUGUGCUGCUCCAGAUGGGGCUUCCAGACCAACUGUAUGGAAUGGUGUGGUUCAUCAGCCCUAUAUUAGGGUUUUUGCUACAGCCUUUGCUGGGAGCCUGGAGUGACAGAUGCACAUCAAGAUUUGGGAGGAGAAGACCUUUCAUUCUGGUUUUAGCAGUAGGAGCACUCCUUGGGCUCUCACUUAUGCUGAAUGGCAAAGAUAUAGGGAGUGCCUUGUCUGACACAGAGAAUAACCACAAAUGGGGUAUCAUCCUUACAGUCUGUGGUGUUGUCCUCAUGGACUUCAGUGCAGAUUCAGCAGACAAUCCCAGUCAUGCCUAUAUGAUGGAUGUGUGCAGCCCAGUGGAUCAAGACAGGGGCCUCAACAUCCAUGCUUUGUUAGCAGGUCUUGGAGGUGGCUUUGGUUAUGUUGUUGGAGGAAUACACUGGGAUAAAACCAGUUUUGGAAAAGCUGUAGGAGGGCAACUUCGUGUCAUCUAUGUCUUCACCUCAGUUGUACUGACUAUUGCUACUGUGCUGACUCUAGUUAGCAUUCCAGAGAGACCAUUAAAGUCCUCUAACAGGAAGAAAAAGGUGAUGAAAAGUCCAAGUCUUCCUCUCCCUCCUUCUCCACCUUUCUUCUUUGAGGACAGUGUAAAUGAAAACUCUGCUUCUCAUAACUCAGCUCACUUACAUGAAAGUUUUACGAGUCCUGUUUCCCCCAUGAGCCCACUCACGCCAAAAUACGGGAGUUUUAUCAGCAGAGACAAUUCUUUGACGGGAAUUAAUGAGUUUGCAUCAUCCUUUGGGACUUCCAAUAUUGACAGUGUGCUUAUAGACUGUUUUACAGGCGGGCAUAAUAGUUACAUGACACUUCCAGCUAGUUUGUCCAGGCAGCCUGUCAGUGUCAGCUUUCCUCGGGUGCCUGAUGGCUGUUACCAUGGAUCAAAUGGAAUUCUGGAGCAAGGGGAGAGCAGCUUAACAUCAGGGCCUGAUAGUGAUGUGCUGAGAGUGGGAUCACUGGAUGCAAUAAAGCCACGGUCAUCAGGGAUCUUGAAAAGACCUCAGACCUUGGCCAUUCCAGAUGCUGUAACAGGACACUGCCCAGAGAAUAACAGAAGAAGAAAUGUAACCUUCAGCCAACAGGUUGCUAAUAUCCUGCUGAAUGGUGUGAAGUAUGAGAGCGAGCUGAAUGAAUCGAGUGAGACCUCGGAGCAGCCCCUGUCUGUGAAGCUGCUUUGCUCUACCAUCUGCCACAUGCCCAAGGCUCUCCGGAACCUCUGCAUCAACCACUUCCUAGGUUGGCUUUCAUUUGAGGGGAUGUUGCUCUUCUAUACUGACUUCAUGGGAGAAGUAGUGUUCCAAGGGAACCCAAAAGCACCUCACAACUCAGAUGAGUAUCAGAAGUACAACACUGGGGUCACCAUGGGCUGCUGGGGAAUGUGCAUCUAUGCAUUCAGUGCUGCUUUCUAUUCAGCCGUGCUGGAGAAGCUGGAGGAGCGCUUUAGCACACGGACACUGUACUUUGUGGCAUAUUUGGCCUUUGGGCUGGGCACGGGCCUGGCCACGCUCUCCAGGAAUGUCUACGUGCUGCUGUCCCUGUGCGCUACCUACGGCAUUCUGUUCGCCACGCUCUGCACGCUGCCCUACUCCCUGCUCUGCGACUACUACCAGAGCCGAGAGUUCGUGGGCUCGCAGGCGGAGGGCACGCGGCGUGGGAUGGGCGUUGACAUCUCCCUGCUGAGCUGCCAGUACUUCCUGGCGCAGAUCCUCGUGGCCCUGGCCAUGGGGCCGCUGACGGCGGCCGUGGGCAGCGCCAGCAGUGCCAUGUACUUCUCCAGCCUGAUGUCCUUCCUGGGCUGCCUCUUCUCCUCCCUCUGCGUCACCUACGAGCUGCUGCCCCCCGAGGAGCUGCCACCCUCCGAGGAGCAGCGUCCGCUCCUGCCCCGUGCGCGGAACGAAUAAACGGGAGAAGCUGCCACAGCCUCUGCUGCCUCAUUGUGUCACCCUUGGCCUCCCUGCCGCGACAGGACGGGCUGUGCACCCCUGGGACGGCAGCAGUGGGCUUGGCAAACAGAAAGAAAGGUCUGUACUGGCUUUGCUGAGCUUUCCCCUGCCUGUGGGAAGGAGAGGGGUGAGUCAGUGGCGCCUGGCACUGCUCGUCCUUCCCCUGAGGUGGCAGAGGCCUGGCUGUGUCCCUGGGGCCACAGCAGCAGGAAGUGGUGGGGCCGUUCCCUGCAGCUGCCUCGUGGUGCUGUCAUCCCGGGGCAUGACUGGCAUUGUCCAGCAUGAGGCAGGAGACCUCAAAGUCUGGUGCCUGGGCAGGACAACCUCACUCUCUCGAGUGGCAGUGAGCUGCUGGGCUGCACGCACUGCUGCAGAGACUGCCACCGUGGGAGUGGUGACGUGCCAGUUUGGGGGCAGAAGGUGCCACCUCCUGGCCAGGCAGAGCAGCCUUGGUUGCCAAGGGCAGUGGUGAUUCCUGUGAGGCCUUUGGGAGCGGUAGGUCCAUCCUACAGCCUCUGCCCACGGAAGGCCUGGCUCUGGAGGGUGCUUUUCAAAACUCUGGGUAGGCUGAGAGCAGCUGGUCUUGCUUGGGUGGUGUAAAUCCUCUGCUAAGUGCCAUGGGCUUCUGGGUGCACAGAGCUCCCACUAGCAGAGCUGCUACAAGACACCCCUGUGGGCUGAAAGCUCUGUGGCCUGGCUCCCACACCCCACUCUGGAGGUCCUGCCUGUGGUCCCUGGUGAUGUUUGCCAAUACUUGAGUAUUUCCUUCCUCAUUACAGUUUAAUUAAGACUACAGGCAUUUGUGAUGACUUAGCAGGAGGAUUUGUCCAUAAUCCAAUUUAGCAGUUGUCCACAACCCAGUUUUGGGGAGAAAGGUCUUUUCCCAUCAUUCUCCCUUGGGCAGAAGUUUAUUCUGAAGAACUUUACUCAUUAGAAAAAUGUAUGUAAGCCUGCAUCACAUCAUUCUUGUUUAUACAAUUUUACCAUAGGACAUUCUGAAGUCUGGGGAUCAGUGACUAAGUGCUUAUCAAUUAGAGCUGCAUCUUCCACAUCUCAGUGAAACCAGUAAAAGGGCAUUGGGUUUCAUUAUCUGAGAGAUUUCUUAAUUACUCUGAUUUUAGAAGGUGGUGUGUGAGAAUUUUUACAAGUUCUAGUUAAGGUCAGGAGUUAAUUUAAAAUCAUUAAUAAAACUCUUUCUAAAGCCCCUGUCAUCCUGCCUCUGUAUUUGGGUAGGCAGCCAAAUUUCACCAAGACUGGUGGGCAUUUUGGUGUUCACUUGUGCUGUGCAUGGCAUCCCUGUAGAGAUUAUAUUUGGUCCAGAUCCAGAAGAAUGGUUUUCUCUGGAGAGUCACUCCGUUUAAAUGGGUUGUACUUCACUGUUCACCUAAGUUUAUUCUGAUCUAUGAUGCCAAGGUGAAAUAAUAUGUAUAAUCUUUAGUUGUUGUGGCUUGCUGUAAUCCAGUGCUGAAAACAUAACUUGUAAGAACCCCUCAUUUUUAUCAUCUGCUCCCAAUUAUUAUAUUUUAGAAGCAAGUUUCAUACUACUCAGUACUGACUUAAACAAAGGAAUACUGCUGAAAUUAUGAAGUCAAGCACUGAGAGACAAAGGACUGUCAGCUGUCAGACUGAUGAGUACAUUCAUCUUUCAUUUCUUUCUUUGGGCUUACAUGGUGUCAUAUGUGCAGGAAUGUCUGUGCCAUUUCCUUGAUUAUGGGACAGCUGUCUCCAAGAAUGUUCAGGAUAAAGCUGGGACAAAAUACCAUGAGAAACAACAUUUGGCACUUCUAAUUUCUGACAAUCUAGACUUGACUUUGAAGAAUUAUUUUCUUGUUAGUCUGCUUUGUUAUCUUAAUUUCUCUUCUGUAUCUUCUCAAACUUUUAAACUCAAAACUUAUUUUUUGUUUGGUUCCACUAGCUAAUGUGGUAUUAGUUCUUAAUUGUUUUUUUCUCCUCUUUAAGUUUUGUAGCCAGCAUUAUUGCACUAAAUGGAUUGUGAGCACUUUACUUUUCCAGGUAGCUGGAGUUGCAGAUCAUUUUGUUCCAAGUGAAAAUCUUCAAAAAAAUCAUAAAAUCAAUGUAUUUGAUGAUAAUGUUUGUCUCCAUUUCCAUCUGUAAAUAAUAUCAACUACAUUUAUGUAGUUAUAAAAUUGUAUGCCUGUAUGCCUUGCCCAAUAGACUCUAUAUUACAUUUUUCUACUUUAUGGGAUAUGGACUUUAUUUUGCAUAUGUAUUUAUGUAGUGGUACAUACACAGUAUUUUUAAGUCAACAUCAGUGUGUGUUAAUUUGGGGCUUUGAGCAAUACUAAUGGUUUCUGGAAAAAACAACAACAGAGCCUGUCACCAUCAUGCACAGUUGGAAGCUGCACCAAAUCCUUAGAAAUAACUUUAAAAAGAGGCAUUGCUUACUUGCUUAUUCUCUUCCUUUGUCAGACUUUUUGUAUUUUACAGAAAUUACUGUAUAUGGUCACUGGUGGACUGUGAACUGCAACGUGAUGUUUCCCUUCUGGAAUCCAAAGGUGUCAAAUAUUCUGUCUAAAUUUGCAAGUUACUGAUUAAAAAAAAAGAUGCAUGAGUUUAGGCAGGAAAAUGAUUUUAUGCUGUGCUGUUUUUCAGUGAUGCCUAAAGGUUAAUUUUGAUUAAGUCCUUAUCAUUAAAGGUUACUUCAUGGCAAUUA